AUGGCUGCCUGGCUGCUGCCUGGCCUCCCCGACCCCAAGGUGGUGGAGCACAGAGGAAGGGGCGGCCCCGCGCAGCCCCGCGCAGAGGCCCAGGCUGGGCCGGCCGUGGGGCUGCCAACCGACUGGGAGUCUCUCGACGUGGCAUUGCACAACCAGUGGCUGGAUGGCCCUUCUCUGGUCUACCCGUUGCGGGGCCUCAGUUUGCCCCAGGUCAAGGUGAACCUUGAGGAAGCUUCCUCUCAGAGCCCAAGGGGUGGCCAGCGGGGUGGAGGCCAGCGAGGUGGCGGUAACAGGCGCAUCAUCGUGGCUCCCGUGGAACUUCGCAGUUCGGGGGGUGUGAGCACCUUUUCGGCAGCUACAAAGGGGUUCCAAGGGGCGCCCUUCGGGGUGCAGAGCCACAGGUUUGAUGUCUCCGCCGUUUAUCCCAACCGGAAGAAGUACAGCAGCUUCACGGAGGUCCCGUACUCCCGGACUCACUCUGUGGACGUGUCCCACAUAGGCCCUGGGACCUACAGCAUCGAGGAGACCUGCUUCAGCAGCAAGAAGCUAAAGAAGGAGGUGGGCACAGGCUGGGCCCGGGCCCAGGAGGCUGCCCGGCUCACCCAGCUGCCCCACUUCCGGUAUGAGGCCCUCUUGAAAGAGAGGCAGCUGCAGGUGCAGAAGCUGGGGCCCGGCUCCUACAACUUCAAAGACUUCCUGGAGGAGCUGCGGCAGAAGCCGUGCAGCACUCGGGGGCUGCUUAGCUCUGGGGAGACCCGCUUCUCUGGACUCGUUGGGAACUACUACCCAGGCCCUGGGAAUUAUGGAGAGAAGGGCAACCCAUACACGCGGCUGGAGGAGAAGGCCUGGAACCGGUCCCAUUCCGAGGGCCUCAUAUGCAAGAUGUCCAGCAAGCCUCCCCCCAUGCCUCAUCAGGGGAGCGGCCUGGGACCCAACACCUACUCCAUCAAAAGCAGCAUCGAGGAGUACCUGGCUCGCUCUGCAGGCACCCGAGGGCCCUACGACACAUUCUCUGGCGACAGAAGCAAGCCCCUGCCUUAUGGACAUUACUCUGAGCAGAAAAAAAAGCCCAGGGAGUUGAUGAAUUUCAAGAGUUUUGUGGAAGAACUUAACUCCCCUCACAAGAAGAAGCAUGGGGUGUUUUCAAAAGUUCCCAGGAACCCGGAUCCGCCCCCAGAGAGGAUAUACUGGUCUACGCUUAGCCAGUGUCCUCGGAAGCUAGCCACUUCUGGUCCGGGUUCCUGGCUUCCUCAGGAGACAGAAUGCAAGCAUGUGAACCGGCCACCGUUCCUCUUGGCCUCCAAGCGGUCAGGUGUAAGGGCUUACCAGAUAAUUCCGGGGAUCUGGAACCCAGUAGGGGUAGGCCGCUACCUCAACACCACGCGGAUGGAGACCAAGGACACGCGGCAACGGUACCGGUCCCUGUACUUGGGUGCAUCUAAGCGCUACCCUGCAGACCCGGCCUGGGACAAGAUCCUGAAGGAAAGGAUUACACCUGUUACGAAGGGGAAGUGCCUUCCAACUGUGGAUUAUAAUUCAGAUUACACUCCUUAGAGCUUCAUGGCAAGAACAACCUGUGACCCAAAGCCCAAAGACAAAUGUGGUGGGAGCUUGGGAGUGGGAUUCUUGGGGAUGGAUGUUUGAUGCCUGGAAAGGGAGGAGAUGUGAAGGGGUCACCUUGGCUGGAGUCAUAGACUAGAGGUUACAGUGUUUGUUGGGACAGCUAGGGAUGUAUGAAUUUUGUUACAAGAGAUCAGUUGUCCUGAGAAUUCCAAUUAGCCAGUGACAUGAGUGUGGGAGCACCGACAGCAGGUGGACCCACAUAUUGGAAUAUGAGUGUCCCCAAAAUCCUUCCUACCAUAAAGCCAGAGUGCUGGGUAACCUCUCAUUAAAGUCCAAAAGGCAGUGGGAGAGUGCAGCCUAUGUCAUAUAUAGCCCGGGACCCCUCCCUGAACACCCCAGCUCCUCCUCAUGCUCUCUGGAGACUCAGCGGACCCCAGCCUAAGAGGACAUGCUGACAUCCCUGUUGUGUCCAGUCGUUGGAAACAACUGGUAGCUCUGCCUCCAGAGCCCAGUGUGGCCCAAAGGUGGGCCUGGGGAGGUUGGGGAGCACAUCUGGUUUCUUUCAUCAGUGCUUCUCAUCAGCAAGAGAUUGGGUGGGAGGGGCAGUGAGCUGUCCCUAGAGAGGAAGAGACUGGGACCUCACAGUUUCAAUCACAAAACUUGUAAAAUAAUAAAAAAAUACUUCAACCACU
This is a messenger RNA of Cavia porcellus (domestic guinea pig), 2255 nucleotides long. It is a transcript of the gene Cimap2, whose product is annotated as ciliary microtubule associated protein 2. The record is from RefSeq and is a predicted model, not a curated record. Bases 1 to 1554 code for a protein of 517 amino acids. NCBI's taxonomy places the organism in Eukaryota, Metazoa, Chordata, Mammalia, Rodentia, Caviidae. The transcript is spliced from 13 exons.